UCUUCCUUUAAAAGAGCAUUCAAGUGCAUUUUUACAAUAAUGAAGGAGAGUGCCAUUCUGCCGGUUUUCUGUAUUUUCAGGACCCGAUAGAAAUGACUACAUUUUCUCCCGCUAAGUGUCAGGUACAAACGCCGAAGCAGCCCUCGCGGCCCCUGUGCCUAGAGCCACGUGCCAGGGACAUGCAGUGUGAUCUGGAGGGUCCGCGGUCCUCAGCAGCAGGCGUACCCGGGGCAUCUUCCCCGUCCGCGGGGCCCGGGCCUGGCUCGUGCAGGGCCCCUGUCCAGGAGGUUCCCCACGUGAGACCCCGCGUGCCACCCGUGCGUCGCGGUUUCAACGGUCGCCCCAGCCCGGCGUGUUCCGCGUCCGCAGACACUCGGAGCCCUUGCGGAAGCCGUGUUUCGCCCUCCGAGGCCCCGACGCCGCCGCACCGCCAACAUGGGCGGCUACCUGAGCAGACACCUGGGCAGAUACCUGCGCACGGCCAAGGCCGCGCUGCCACGCCCCGCUUGGGGAAACCGCUACCUGCGGGCCAGGCCCGCCCCCCACCGCCGCGGCGCGGUCCAGAACCAAGUCAUCUCGGUGCACCGGGAGCGCUGGAUGCAGAGCCGGACCCACCUCCCGCUGCCGCCCCACCUGGACCACCCCCGAGUCCAGAGGGCCGUAGUGCCCAAGGCCUGGAGGAGCUUCCGCGGCAAGUCCCCCCUCCACACCUUCCUGGGGCUGGAUUUCUCUAGCAGGCGCGAGAGCUUCGUGAGGCACUGCCUCUGGAAGGCCCAGAACGUCCUGAACGUCUGGAACAUGGUGACCGUCAACAUCGCUCCUCCUGAGGGCUGCGGGAGCUCCAGCGGGCGCCCAGCCACCCAGGAGCGCCCGCACUCCUGCGCCAAGGAGAUCUGGCUGAGGGCUCGCAGCCCCGGCCAGAGAGGGAAGAAGAGGAGCGGCAGAGCUCUCCGGUUCGAAGGCCCCCCGGCCAAGAGGAGGCGGCAGAGCCCAGGGGCCAGGCCGUCCGCCUUCAGUCCUGUGUGGAAAGAUGGCAUGGCCCCUUCCUUCGUGCCCAGGCCUGGGCCUCUGAGAAGAGGCCUCUUCUGGCAUCGCGCCGACCAGGAGGCCACCCAGCCCGGGCCCGACCCGCCGCCAGGACACCAGCAGGCCCCAGGAGAGUCACCGGGCCUCGGCUUGAGAGCAGAUGAGCGUGUCCCAGAGCCUGGGCCCUCCUGCAGCCUGGGGCUCCCCUUGUAUCCUGAGCCACCGCCUGAGACUCGAACCAGCAGUCCUUUUACCCCGCUGACCCCCGCUCUACCCCGGCAUGAGUGACCGGCCCCGGCAGCCAGCCCUCACCGCCCGGGCAGCAGCUCCGCCCAGGCCCCAGACCCACCUCCCUUGACCCAUGGGGCUGGCAUCCAAACCUCGGUCUUCCUUCUGCCCUCCCCCUGCCCGCCUUCUCCCUGGAGACACACUUAGCGGGAAGGCCUGCUUCUCCCCUUUUCCCAGUUUCUUGAGUGAAAACACUGUUCUGUUAGUAACAAUAAUAAAGUUUCGUUAUACA
Molecule: messenger RNA, 1546 nt
Organism: Mustela lutreola (European mink)
Lineage: Eukaryota; Metazoa; Chordata; Mammalia; Carnivora; Mustelidae
Product: POM121-like protein 12
Exons: 1
Coding region: 436-1314 (292 amino acids)
Source: RefSeq, a predicted model, not a curated record